AUGAGGGUUCCUAGAUUGACUUCGAUACUUGGGUUUUGUGUUUGCUUAUUACUCUCGGUAACGGUGCAAGCACACUCAACGCGGUCUCUCGCAUCCUACAAUACAACCACUCUUCAUAAUGUCGCCAUCCACGCGCCGUCACACAAAGUCAAACCCUCCACCGAAUUUAACAUUACAUUCACACUAGACGACGAAGGAGAGAGACCUGUCAAGCUAGUACUAACACCAAACCGCGACCUUUUCGCCCAGGAACCUCAUGUGCAGUUCAUCGGUGGGAAUGGAGCCAGACGGACAGAGACCAUGAAACGCAGCAGACACUGCGUCUUCCGGGGCACCGUAUUCCUUCAAUCAGCAGCCUUCCAGUGGAUAAAGGUUGGAUGGGCUAGGAUAACUGUUGUUCGCGAUGGAGUCGACCCUCUCUUCGACGGCGCAUUCAGUAUCUCGGGCGUGCAAUAUGAUAUCAAACUUGAAUCUGACAGCCCUAAGCAAAAUGGCACACGAGAACAACAAAUGGUUGUGCAACGUGGUUACCAGGACCAAGUAUUAGAAACAACUGCUCAACCACCCUGGUCCGGAUCCUUGGAUAUGUUCAAGCGACAAUAUACUCUCACCAGCGACGACUUUGUCAACUCCAUCGGCAACACAGACGGAUGUCCCAGCGAGCGCGAGAUUGCACUUAUUGGCAUUGCCACGGACUGCUCGUACACCGCCGACUUCGACUCGUCCGAGGACCUCGUCCAGGCCCUUGUAACGAUGGUGAAUACCGCGUCCGAGGUCUUCGAGUCGGCAUUCAACAUCGCGCUCAGCUUCCACAACCUCACCAUCCAGGAUGAGGAGUGUCCGAGCAGUCCGACCAGUGAGGAGCCUUGGAACGCGAACUGCGCCGCUGGGGAUUUAAACUUCCGGCUGCGCGCGUUCUCAGAGUGGAGGGCGACAUUGAGGAACGACGAGAAUGCAUACUGGACGCUGAUGACGGGGUGUCCGACUGCGUCGGAGGUUGGGGUGUCGUGGGUUGGGCAGCUGUGUGACAGCGAACGGAGCACGAAUAUUGUUGCGAGGACAUCGAAUCAGUGGCAGGUGUUUGCCCAUGAAUCUGCGCAUACGUUUGGCGCAUACCACGACUGUGACAGAAACACCUGCGCCAGCGGUCGCCAAUGCUGUCCAUUAUCUGGCUCGACGUGUAAUGCCGGUGCCGAGUAUCUCAUGAACCCUGUAUCAACGUCCCCGCAAUCCGAGUUCUCGCCGUGCACUAUUGGGAAUGUAUGCACGGCCAUGGGCGCGCGGGUAGUGAACACACGCUGUCUCACGACAAACACGAAUACACCAACCAUUUCAGCCGGCGAAUGCGGCAAUGGAAUUGUUGAAGUCGGAGAAGAGUGCGACUGCGGCGACGAAUGCGAUGGAAAUCCCUGCUGUGAUGGCUCGACUUGUAGAUUGAUCGGGGAUGCGGUCUGCGAUGACUCUUCAGACUCCUGCUGUUCUGAGUGCCAGUUUGCGUCGUCGGGAACGGUUUGUCGCGCUGCUAUUAGUGAGUGUGAUAUCGAGGAAACCUGCUCUGGGAAUUCUCGCGAGUGUCCGGAGGAUGAGCACGAAGAGGAUGGAGGGUCCUGUGGGACUGGUGAUGGCCUCUUCUGCUCCAGUGGGCAGUGCACGAAUCGCGACUUGCAGUGUCAGGAGCAACUUGUUGGUGAUAACUCUACUAUAUCGUCGUGCGGGAACAGUACGUGUAUUCUGGAGUGUUCCUCGUCCUGGGGACAGGCUGGAUCUUGUUCAAACGUUGGGAAUGUCCUGGAUGGCACACCCUGCGAUGACGGUCUAUGUCGCGGUGGACAGUGCAGGAGUAGAGACGGGGACAGUGGGCGGUCAUGGGUGGACAGACAUCGCUCUCUGGUGAUCGGUCUUUCGGCUGGAAUAGGAGGUGCUUUGGUUCUUGCUGGUCUGUUUUGUAUGAUCUGCUGCUGUUGUCGACGACGCCCGAAGAAGGCUCCUCCUCCUGUGUCUCAAGCGCCAUUGCCACAGCGUCUUCCUGCUGGUGCAUACGUGCCUCCGCCUGCAUACUCGCCUCGCACUCCUAUGCCUUCAUAUCGGUAUGCUUGA
Molecule: messenger RNA, 2097 nt
Organism: Aspergillus puulaauensis
Lineage: Eukaryota; Fungi; Ascomycota; Eurotiomycetes; Eurotiales; Aspergillaceae
Gene: admA
Product: ADAM family of metalloprotease ADM-A
Exons: 3
Coding region: 1-2097 (698 amino acids)
Biological process (GO): proteolysis
Molecular function (GO): metalloendopeptidase activity
Source: RefSeq, a predicted model, not a curated record